UAAAUGGUUAAAAAGAUGAACUCAUGUUUGGGGGAGUUAAAUGUUAAAUCUUUAGGGUCAACCCGGGUCCCACUCGGUCCAAGGUCUGAUGGGUGCCACACCUUGUUGCCAUACCCAGUUGACUCCCGUCAUGUGGCCAUUUGGCAGUGCAGUGCGCGUCUUGGACACGGCGCUGCGCUCUCGGCGCUCCGCCGCUCUGCUCGUCACUCCUCCCUCCAUCCAUCCAUCCCUCCCUCCCUCCACCUCAACCUCAGCGCCGAAACCGCUAGACCACAAGAGGAGAGAGAGAGAGGACCGUCCAUCCGCGUCUGCGAUCGUUAACCGAGGCACGCCGUCCCCCCCUUCACCCCCAGACAGACUUUCCGCUUAGCCAAGGAGACGCCGAUCAGCCUCCGGAGGUGCGUACCGCUCAUCUCAGCCGCACACAGCCGCGCUGUGCCGCUCUGUUCCGGGCCGGUCCUCCUCCACUCUGGAGGACAGUUUAUUCCCUGGAAGCUGGAUGAAUUAUUGGAGAGUUGUGAACAAGUGCGAGAAGAAAGCUGAGGCUCGGGAUCUGCCUCCUCGCUCCGUCCAGGGAAGACGAGACUCAGCCAGAGUUGUGGAGGAUAAUGGAGGGGACGUCCCUGUAUGUUCCUGUUGUGAUUUUACUGAUGCAAUGUUCCCCAUCCGUACCCGUCACCGUGUCGACCAAGAAACACAAUGUGGAGGUGCGCGAGGAAUCAGAUGCCGUCCUGUCCUGCAUAUUCCACACAGAGAGAGACCCGGAUCCACGAAUUGAGUGGAAGAAGAAGGGCAAAGAUAUUGCCUUUGUGUACUAUAACGGACACUUCAAACCUCCCUUCGAUGGCCGGGCGACCAUUGAAGGGGCCACGGUGACGCUCCGAAAGGUGACCCAGGAGGACGCCGGGGAGUACCGCUGUGAAAUCAGUGCUCCUAUGGAUUCCGUGACCUUGGGCGAGACCAACGUGACGCUCAAAGUCUUGGUGCCUCCACACACCCCGUCAUGCGAAAUCCCCAGUGGGGCAGUGACGGGCUCAGUGGUGCAGCUGCGCUGUAGGGACCGGCAGAGCAUCCCGCCCGCUACAUACUCCUGGUUCAAGGACGACCAGCUGAUCAGCGCGCCCCGCAACGCAAACGCUACCUAUCUAAUCAACUCCCACACAGGAAUACUGGAGUUUAAAGCGGUGGCCAAAGAGGACACCGGUCGAUACAGCUGCCGGGCUUCCAACAGAGUGGGAUCUCAGAUGUGCGAGGGCAAGCACAUGACGAUAGAGGACGUCAACGUCCCGGCCGUGGUGGCGGCGGUUGUGGUGGUCUGCCUGGUCGUCGUGAUCUGCGGAUGCGGGGGAUUCCUCCUCCACCGUAACGGGUUCUUCAGCCCAGGACACAGAGGAAGGUCAUUUUGGAUCUCCCAGUGUCAUGGUGCAGCCCACAUCAGCAGCCAAACCCUGCACAGAACUGAGGACACGUCCAAUGUCAACUACAUCCCUCCACCCCAAGAACCCCAGGAUUUUAAACACACCCAGUCAUUCAUGCUCUGAGAAGCUGGCCUUCCUUUGAGAACACAUCACCCCUGUGAUAAGGUGCCAACACUGGAUUCCCUGAUUCAUUUUGGACUCUGAAUGAGCUCUCGAUCUUCCAAUUGAUGCUAAUUUCAAUCUUCUUCCCUACUGCCGCUCCUGUCGGACGGGUUAUGACAAGCAAAGGCUUCUUCUUACUCUCUUGCUUUGCUGUGUGGGUCGUGUUUUUCUGCUCUUAUGGGAUUAAGUACAGUCUCGUGGCACUCUGCUCCCCUCUGGUGGUCCGAUAUUUGAACUUCAAAUUGAUCCAGGAGGACGAGCAAGAGCAUCUCCACACUUUGUUUCUUCCCUCUGCAGGCCAAUCGUUUGAACUACCUUUGUUUUUCUUUACCAAAGACCGAAAUUAAUUUAAGAUUUAUUAUUUUUAAAGGAGUUUUCCUUAAAGCCAUAUAUAUAUAUAUACAUACACACGGAAAGCAUUGUUUAAUCUACACAAACAUAAAUGCAGUUUACCUCAGCAUCUGCCAAUGUCUUAUCUUCUGUAACACUGGGGGCCCGAGAGCCACAGUGCUACACAAGAUUACAUGGAUAACAUGAAACCAGACCAAGACAACAGACUACAGCCAAUUAUGAGACCAACCCCAUUCCAUCCUAAUGUGCCUGCAUGGUCUUUUUUUUAUAUAUAAAUCUAUAUAUAUAUAUAUAUAUACCUUGUGCCUUUUUAAUUUGUCUGUCAUAUUUAUCUUUGGAUCACAGUUUUUUGUAAAGAACUUGCCUUACUUUUUUCUGUCUUUAUAUUUUUGUGCCACCGUUUGUCAACGUGGAGCGUCUGUUUUUAGACAGUGUGUGAAUGUUCAGAGUUUUAUUUGAA
Molecule: messenger RNA, 2391 nt
Organism: Larimichthys crocea (large yellow croaker)
Lineage: Eukaryota; Metazoa; Chordata; Actinopteri; Sciaenidae
Gene: jam2a
Product: junctional adhesion molecule 2a
Exons: 11
Coding region: 609-1541 (310 amino acids)
Biological process (GO): leukocyte cell-cell adhesion
Cellular component (GO): plasma membrane; protein complex involved in cell adhesion; tight junction
Source: RefSeq, a predicted model, not a curated record